UAGAUUGUUAUCAAAUGGACAUUUUAGACUCGUCGAAAGAAUCAUUUUUUUAUUCAUGUUAGUCUUAUAAAACUUGAGUUGAUCAACAAUGUAUUAUAUUGUUCAGUUUUUAAUUUAAAAGAAAGGAUAUUUUUGGAUUGUUGGUUUCAAAUAUUGAUGCAUUGAAUGCAUAAAAAAAAAUUUUUUUUAUCGAGUGCCUCGUAAACUCGAUGAUCUCAUAAUUCUUCUAUUAAUAAUGUAUCUUACUAUUCGUGUAUCAUCUGAUGUUGUUAUUUUAUUUUCUUGACNUUUUUUAUCGAUUGCCUCGUAUACUCGAUGUUCUUAAAUAUUUAUUAUUGAAUUAUGUUUUAAAUUUCUAUCUAGAGAAAUCAUAUUUUACCACCUAUACGAAAUCAAAAUAAUUCUCCUAUUCGUCUUCGAUCAUCAGCAAGUGUACAAAUAUUACCAACUAUAGGAGAUAAUCAUAUGCGAUCAUCACAUUUAUUUAUUUAUAAACCAAUACAAUUAAAUAAACAAUCAUCAACAAUUACAAGUGCUCGUACAACAGCAUAUUCAGAUUUAACAGAUAAUUUUACAUUUCUUACAGAUUUAUUUCGAUCAGGUCUUCAUUCAGAUAUAACAAUAUAUUAUCAUGAUCAUCAAUGGAAUUUACAUAAAAGUAUUUUUUCAGCACGUUCAAUUUAUUUUAAUCAAUAUUUUUUAAAUUCAAAUAUAACAGAAUUAAAUUUAUCUGAUGAUAAUGAAAUAUUAUCAUCAAUUAUAUUUGAUAAAAUGUUUUUAUUUCUUUAUACAAAUCAAUAUAGAUUAGAAAAACUUCCUCGUUUAUCAUUAUUUGAAACAAUUCGUUUAUUAUUUAAUUUAUCAAUUAAAUAUGGUAUUGAUACAUUAACAUAUAUUUGUUUACAAGAUAUGUGUAAUACAUAUAAUUUAAAUAUAAAUAAUGCUGCAUAUCUUUUAAUUGCUCUUCAUCAAGCAUUGAAUGGUCCAUAUGAAAAAUAUCAUUCAAAUGAUUAUUUAAUAAAAAUAAAAAAUUUAAAACAAAAUAUUUUACGUUUUAUUCAAUUACAUUCACGUGAAGUUCUUCUUUCAUCACAAUGGAAAUUACUUGAAAAACAUUAUCCAUAUCUUGUUCAUGAUGUUUUUGAAAAAAUACAAGAAUAA
Molecule: messenger RNA, 1161 nt
Organism: Rotaria sp. Silwood2
Lineage: Eukaryota; Metazoa; Rotifera; Eurotatoria; Philodinida; Philodinidae
Source: the annotation of a GenBank genome assembly